GUUGUGAGUGUGUGGUUCUCCCUCGGGUCUGUGUUUUCAUCUUCAGUGCCAUUGUAUUUUUUUUCAUAUGAAUUAAUCGAGAGUGAGUGAAGACAUAGGACAACAGAACUUUGAAAGACAUAAGUAAAAGAGGGAAGAUGUCGAACUAUAAUAAGCUGAUCUGGACCCUUCUGAUGGUCGCCGCGUGCGUCCUCCCUGCCCUGACCCAGGAUGACCUUGGAGGCCAGCCCGCGGCAAGUUCGGGAGGUGAUGCGGGUUCGGCGGUCGAGGGCGCUUCCGACGGCCAUUUGGGAGAGUCUCUCAGUAAUUUGGACCAAAAGAACAAUUCUGGGUCUUUAGAGAUUCACGAGUCGCUUGAAGGAGCGCCUGGUGCGGACCUGGAGGGGAACAGCGAGGGGAACAACGGAGGCAGCGGCGCGAGUCUCGAGGGAGGCGCUGAAUCGAGUCACGCGGGAAGCGACGGAGGCUCGGACUCCGGGGAAGAAGGAAGCCACGAGUUCUCGGGACCCGACAGCUCGGGUACGAACCCCGAGGGCAGCCCCGGCGAGCACGCGGAGGGCGGCGACGGGUCCGACCUCGGUGACGUGCAGACGGUGGUGAGCAACGUGCCCAAUUUCGACGCCGAGGGACGCUACAACGACACCACGGACUUCGCGGUGGGAGUCAACGGCUGGAACUUCCACGGGUGGUGGGCCAAGUUCAACAUCUCCCAGAAGAACGUCAUGGACAUCCCGGUGAACGAGGAAUCCAAGAACCACAUGACGUUCAUCUGCAAAGUGAAGGAAUAUGAAAGUUUCCUCGAGAAGAGCUUCCCUGCCCUCGAGGACGCCAGGAUCAUUAUCAGUUAUUAUCUCUCUUCCGCCGCAGAGGACCUCGUCAUGAAGUGUGAAAUACAGGCCGGCCGCCCCCCUCUCGAAAUCUUCACGUACACUUUCCCCGAUGACCUGCUGGAGCACCACGAGGUCUGGGUCACCCAAGAAGUUCGCAUUCCAAACUAUUCCAGAAUUCAGCCGUUUAAGAUCAAGCUGAGUCUGUCCAGCUUCAACUCGAGUGUCUGGGCAGCGGACGAGCUUCAGUUGCUGGGUUCAGCACCGAUGUCUCAGCCCAUGAUGAACUUCACGUACCCGCCCCUCACCUCAGAGGAGCCAGGAGUUAUCGACACGUCACCAAUGGUACUGACCAAUCACACACUUCCCGCUAUGAAUGUGACGUCAGCGCCAGGUAGCAAUGCAAGCCUGAGCUCAAACUCGUCAGGCACCAACCAGACCUCCUCCUCAGGAUCGGGCGAAGAAGACACGACCGAAGGCAGCGACGUCACGGGUAACAUCACCCCGGCUCCCAGCAGCGGAAAUCCCGACUUCUCUGAACAUCUAGGUCGGCUUGAGAGUGUGGCUCAGGCUAUCUGGGACGCCUUCUACGUGUUCCUGGCACUGUUCUGCGCAUGCCUGGUGGCACUCGUGGCACUUAUCGUCCGCGGGAGGUGCAGGGAAGACGAUCCUCCUCCAGCUGUAGCCACUUACAAUCCCAGGACAGCAUCCUACCGCCUCGACAAGGUUUAUGAUAACCCAUCCUACGAUAACAAUGCCGUGUGAACCUCGCGCGAUGACUGAGGGAGGGGUACGACAAUUUAAGCAAGGCGGUACGAUAUCAUCCGUCGCGUUGGGGGUGAAUGACGUAUACGAUACCUUUUAGUGAUUCCUUCUGUUUAUAAAGUACAUUUUUAAAAGCUAUUUUCGUUACUGAAUACCUGUUGGAAAGUUUAUUUGUUAGUAAUUUGAAUCAAAAGUAUAAACGUAAAUUUGGGUGACCGUAAUAUGUUCAAAAUUCUAGCCAACCGCGCAGAUCUAAACAGAUGAUGAAGAAUAUAGAUUUGCUCAGAUUCAGUCAAUAAAAAAGUCAAUUGAAUUUGCAGAAUUAUUCUGUCGCAAAUACUGCUGCAAAUACAAUAAAGUAACAAAAACAAGCUAAAAAAAAAA
Penaeus monodon (black tiger shrimp) is the source of this 1976-nucleotide messenger RNA. RefSeq lists its product as uncharacterized. The transcript is spliced from 10 exons. The record is from RefSeq and is a predicted model, not a curated record. Lineage: Eukaryota; Metazoa; Arthropoda; Malacostraca; Decapoda; Penaeidae. Bases 138 to 1592 code for a protein of 484 amino acids.